AUGAACGUCAAAGCUAUUGAACAUCAAAAUGAACGUCAAAAAAACUCUUUAUUCAAAUUUUUCAAAAAACAUCAUAAUGAUGAUACUAUAGCCGAUAGUGGUGAAAUUGAAAGUGAAAAUGCGAAUCUCCAAUUGAGCGAUAGUGCCAAUGUUAAUUCUGAAAAAGUAGAAGUUUAAUCACUUCAAUCCAAUAGUGAUAGUGAUGAAUAUGAAAAUGUGCAACUAGUAUCAGACGAUUUACGACCGAAAGAAGACGUCGAGAGCAGAAAAAUACAUGAAGAAGAAAACAACAUCGACGAUCCAGGUAACUGGCCACUAAAUAUUAAUGAUAACUUACGGAUUUAUUUAGUUAAAAACCCACCUUCAAAAAUUAAAAACUAUAAGUUUCCAUCUAACGAUGAAGGUCGUAAAUUUAGUGUAAUACAUUAUAAUAGAAUAAUGGCCAACGGUGAAAAUGUGAUUAGAAAUUGGCUUUUGUAUUCUAAAUCUUUUAAUCGAGUAUUUUGUCCCUAUUGUCGUUUGUUCCCGUCAAAGUCUACAUCAUCUUUGGCAUCGAUAGGAUUUUCAAAUUGGAAACACAUUAAUGAACGUUUAAAAGAACAUGAAUUAUCUAUCAUAAUACGGCUCAAGAAAAAUGGAUACAAUUACGUAUGGGACUUGGUCUCCAUAAAACUAUAGAUAAUAACAAACAAGAUAAUUUAAAUAUUGAAAAAGAACGUUGGCGUAGUAUUCUUAAACGAAUUAUUGCAUAUAUAGAGUUUUUGGCAGAACAUAAUGACGCUUUUCGUGGUACAAGUUCUAAAUUAUAUACAGCGAAUAAUGGUAAAUUUUUAGUACUAAUACAAAUGAUUGCAAAAUUUGAUAUUAUUAUGGCCGAUCAUUUAAGACGCGUAUGUAAUGAUGAAAUACAUGAUCAUUAUUUAGGACCUAGAAUUCAAAACGAACUUAUUAGUAUUAUUGCCACAAAAAUACGUGAUGAAAUAAUUAAUCGCGUUAAGCAGAGUAAAUACUUCACGAUUUUAUUAGAUGGAACACCUGAUAAAAGUCAUAAGGAGCAGCUUACAUUUCUUUUACGUAUUGUAGAAAUUUCGAAAAAUUUGAAAUAUGAAAUAAAUGAAUAUUUUAUAUGCUUUAUUCACACUUCAAAUAAAUCUGGUUUAAAUUUAACUGANGUACAAUCCCGAAUUAUUUCAGAGAACCCAAGAGCUUUUUUUAUACCAUGCACUGCGCACAGCCUUAAUUUACUUCUCGGGGACAUGGCAUCGUCUGUACCGGCUGCUAUGACAUUUUUUGGCGUAAUUCAAAGAAUUUAUACAAUUUUCAGUGCUUCUACUAAAAGAUGGACUAUUCUUUUAAAAUACGUUUCAGACUUUACUUUAAAACCAAUGUCAGAUACCAGAUGGGAAUCUCGGGUCGAAUCAAUUAAACCUAUUCGUUUUCAAUUAUGCUAAGUACACGAUGCUUUAGUAGAAGUCAGUGAAUUAACAAAGGAUCCAAAAAUAAAAAGUAAAAGUUCGUCUUUGGCAAAUUAUGAAUUUUUUUAUGAUUUUAUUUUGAGUGUUUUUAUUUGGUAUGAAUUACUAUCUGCUAUUAAUAAAGUUAGUAAGAGUCUUCAGAGCGAAAACAUGGAACUGAGUAAUGCUGUUCAGUUAUUAAGUGGUCUUAAACAUUUUUAAAUAAUUUUAGAGAAAAGGGGUUUGAGUUAUCAAAGAAAUUUUUUGUGUGAUAAGAAUUAUGGAUGUCAUUAUAUUAUUAGAUUAUAUUAUAUGGGUAUGGAUAUAUAAUACCUAAAAGGUAUUACAAGUAUUUUCGCCCUGGGCCUCGCAAAUCCUAAGGAUUGCCCUGGACAUGGCGAUUUGUCUGAACGCUAGUCCUGUUGCUAAGUACCUACAAAAUAUAUUUUCACAAGUUUAGUUACGAAUAAAAAUUGGCUCACAGAAGAAGAUUUAAAAUGGAAAUUGAAAAAUAUAAGACUCUUAUUUAAAGAAAAGAAAAAAGUAAAAAAGAGCCAUUUGGGAGACCCAAGAAAAUGCAGAGGUGUAUAAAGAUAAAUGGUUCUAUAAUCAUUUAUUGCAUUUUUUAAAAGAUACAACCACUCCCAGAAUUACCGAAGGAAAUGUGUCUGAUAAAAAUGAAAUGUCUGACUUAUCAGAUUUAGAAGAAGAUAUGUCAUUUUCUGGUAGUUUUAAUGUAACUAAAGAUAUUCUAAGUCCAGUUUCUGUCCCAGAAUUAUCUUUCACUAUUCAAAGUACUUCAAAUUUGUCGCAUGAUAAUAUUUCAACAAGUAUUUCCAAUGAUUCAGAUACUUCUUUUAGAAAACCUUCUGCAAUAAAAAAAAGAAAAAACAAGUUUUGAAAGUGAAAUAUUAAAAUUGGAAAACUAAAAAAUAAACAUAUUAUUUGAAUCUAAUAAAUCACAAUUGCAGGGUGAUGAAGAUAUGAUGUUUUUAAAAUCACUUCAUCCAUAUUUCAAAGAUACGAAUAAUUAAAAAAAAUUAAAAGUAAGAAACGAAAUUCAAACUGUAUUAAUUAUAGAAUUAUCAACAAACAAACAGCAACAUCAAAAUGGACAAGAACCAUCUAUACCAACACAUGAGCUGUACAUUCGUCAACAAAUUCAACACCAGAUACCCACUAAUUUAUCAGAUAAUCCAACUUUCAUUGUUUGCCAACAGUACUAAGUAAAAACAAAAUUGUUUUAAAUAAUAAUUUACUUUCAAGGAAUUCAAUUUUUUUUUUUAUAAUCUAAAGGUCUUAUUUAUUUUACAUUACAAUAUAUUUUAAUACAAUUUUAAUUGUUGUAUGAUAUGCUUUUUUAUUAAACUUACCUUAUUGUUACAAGUAACCUAUGCUCUAUGGAAAUUGCUCUAGGUUCUUGGAAAUUUGUAGUUUUAAGAUCAAAUUCCGGCGAUAUUAAAUUUACAAUAUAAUCAAAUGUAUCGGUAGUCAUUCUAGUAUAAGAUCUAAAUGUCUAAGUUUCUUCUUUACGCAACUGUAGGUAUAGGUUAUAGAAUUCACCAAAAACAAGUCUAUCCUUAUAAAUAAUUGAAUUUAAAACUGAUCUCUUUUUUUUUUUAAAUAUUUUUUAUACAUCAAAUAUUUCACUUCAGCACUUUCCAAUAUUAACAUUUGUUUUUGUAAACUAAAAGAUAUUUUUAGUUGUUUUUGUUUUUAAAAGAGUAGAACAUAAACGUGUAAAAUAUACCGCGUAACCUUUGCACAACUCACUUCAAAAUACACUGCACGUAAAAAAAAAAAAAUAAAAAAUAUCUAAAUAUGGUUUACCCGCAAAUUCGCGUUCGCCACGUUCACGUUGGACACACCGUUAGACUCAUCCAUUUAUAAACUGAAGUAUGACGAUUUUGAUAAAUCAGUCUGUAGUUGAAUUUUUUGAUUUGAAGAUAGGGCUCCAGUACGACGCAUUACUGUGUUACUUGAUAGUAAAAUUGAAUAAAUAGCACCCAAAAUUUCACUUUUAUUUUUAAAGUUUGUAAAUAAUGAGUUAGAAGCUUCUUUACUUAAUUCACCAUCAGAAAACGUUUUUUUCUUCUUUGCUAAUCAGUAUGCUACUUUGAAUGAAGCAAUAGUUACAUUUUGAGCAUAACAGACUGCUUUGGUUCAGUUUUAAUUUCAUUGUGUUUAGCUUAUCUUAUCGUUGGAUACCUUAAAUCGAAAUCUGCAUGUUUAUAGUUUGGCAGUGCUUUUGUAUAUUUCCACUUUGAAAAUUGAAAGAGUAUCUCGGCAUAAUUAACACAUGCACUUGACUUCAAUGUCAACAAAAACAAACUCUAACUCCCAUUUUCAAUUAAAAUGAUAAGUUUUACACUUUUUAUUGGCAUUCGUUUUAUUGUUUAAAAAUUAAAAUUAUAAAUAAAUUCGGAUAAAAUAAAAAUGAAAAUAUAUGGAACAUACAAUACGCAUUACACGCUUGCACGUGACGACUAAUUGACAGUCUAGUUAUAAUUAACAAUAACUCUCACGGUUAUUUUGACUAUCACACGAUUGACCGAUAAUGGUAAAUUCCUAGAUUACAAUAUAGCGAUCUAUUAAUAUUUUACAAGAUUUAUUGAAAAAAUAUAAUUUUAAGUAUAUUCAUCGAACAGUUGGAAUGAUACAGUUUGAAGUAAAUAAAUCCAAUGAAGUAAAAGUUUUAAUUAAAUUAUUCCCUAAUGGAAUAUCUAAAUCAAAAAUUUAAUUCAAGAUUAAUGAUAGGGUUUGAAUAAAGAAGUACAGAAAUACGUUUGAUAACAAUUAUAACUCUAAUCGGACACACGAAAUUUUUGUUGUUACAGAAGUAUUGAAUACAAAUCCAAUUACGUAUACAAUUAAAGACUUACUUAAGUGAAACUAUUGAAGGAAUUUUCUAUAAUGAAGAAUUACAGAAAACCAAAUUUUGAAAAUUAAAUAUUUUAAACAAGAUUGUCUUUUUUUUAAAAAAAAUGAAUUUGAAAAAAGAAAUUAAAAGAUAAAAGAAAAAUUUUUUAUAAUAAAAUGGAUGAAAAAGUGAGUGCCAAAAAAAAUGCACGUCGUGCAGCACAAACUUAUGCUCAACGUCACCCAGGUAUGAUUUAGUAAUUUUCUUUUAUUUUUGUUUACAUCAUUUUCUAAUUUAUUAUCGUUUCUUUUAUUAGUUACAUAAGAUAAAGAACAUCCUGCCCUUAGUUUAGGAAUAUUUUUUAAUAGUACGGGUAAAGAGUACAUAAGAAAAUUUUGAAACUCGCGUCCAUUUAACCUAGGUGGUAAAACAUGAGGUCCCAACAAAUAAUUUCCAAUAAUACCGCAUCAAAUAUUUAUACUAAAUUUGUAUUGUAAUCUUCCUAUUCGUAUAGCAUGUGGAUUUCCUUCAGCCCAUAAAUGAGAAUUAUGCUGGUUGAAAAUACCAUCUUUUGUGAAACCAGCCUCGUCGGUGAAUAAGAUGAAAUCCAAAAAAAUUUGGAUUUUCCGUUCUUCGAUUUAUCAUAUCGGUUGCGAAAUUUAGUCUGGCGAUAUUAUCACAUGACAGAAACUCCUGUACUCUCUAUGAUAGGGGUGUAAAUUAUCAUUUAAUAUCCUUCACACACGCAUUGUAAAUAAUCCUGUUCUUACUGAAAUACGCCGACAGCUAGUUUCGGAAUCUGCAUGAACAAUAUUAAGAACUCUUUCCUCAUUUCGGGUAUCACGAACACGUCUUUCAACCCCUCCCCCCCAUUAGGAAUGACUGGUACAACUGACCCUAAAUUAAACCAUAAAUUAAUUUAAAUUGCAAUUAAAUGUAUUGAAGUACACGGAAGUCAUAUUGAACAUUUAUUUUAAAUAUUAUUUCUUUAUUAUCUGAUAAUAAUUAAUUAUAAAACAAUUUAAUAAAAACAACUGAAUNUAAAAAAUAAUUUAUUCCAUUGAAAUCACUGACAAAUUUACUUGCAAAUUCAUGUGUCACACAAAAAUUACGAUUUUGGACAUGAUAAGCCAAAAAUAGCGGUGAUAAUGAUUAUUUUUGAAAAAAAUCGAGCCACCCCUUAUUUCGUAAGAGAAUUUUGCGAUAAAUUCUCUGGAAUGGUUUAUUUUUAUUUUGUAUGGCUAUUUUACAAAUAAAACGAGUAAAACCAAAGUUUUGAUAAGAAAAUAAAAAUUUCAAAAACCAAUUCUUAUAGCUACAUAUAGAGUCACAAUCCGUAGAGUUGGCCAGUCUUUUCUGAUACACUCUGUAUAAGGUUAUUUCAUUUAUAUCUGUAAGCAACGAUAAACCAUUGCUUGACGAAAGAUUCUAAGUGCAGUUUGGUAAUACAUAAUUUUAGCAAUUUUCGUUGAAAUUUGAUUUAAAAAGGCUUAUUAAAAAAAAAAGUUGUUCGAUGAUUUUGGAAGUUUUACCACGUCUAGGUAAGUCCAAUAUAAGUAUUAUUACCAAGUUUCAAAUCCUUGUAUUUAUAACCGAAUUACAGCAAAAAUUAAAAUUCCUUAAAAGCUUAAAAGUUUUUGGGAUGAUCGUUUGGGAUAUCGUUAGAAAGUAAAUCAAAAAGGCAACAAAAAAGAUAAUUUUUGAUUUUUCGAUUAAAUCAUUUUUAUAGUAGAAAACGUCGUCCGUUUUUUUAUAAAAUAAUGAAAUCAUACGUUUUCUUACGUUUUUUUCCCACUUAAGUGCUAUUAUUUAGAAAAUGUUGUUGAAAAUUAAAAUGACACCUUCAUAGUACCACCUAGACAACUUGAGCUUUCAGAAAAAUUGCUAUACGUAAAAAUUGGAGCAAGUUUACUAGGAUAAAACGUGUCCACAAACUAGAACAGAGAAUAAACAAAGACACUUUAGUAAAACUAAUAGCUCCCUUGCUAUGCUCAAAAUCUAAAAGUAUAAAGAACGGGGCAAGUUUAAGUUUACAAAACUAAUGGUUUCAUUAUUUACAUUUUUACUUUUUGUUGUAAUUCAGUUAAAAAUAUUCGUAGAAGUUAAAAAUGUUGACAGAAAACUUUUCUAGACAUGAUAAAGUGUUAAAAAUAUUUUGGCGAUUUUUAAGGUAUUAAGAGACAUUUUAUGUUUGCAAGUUUUUUUACGUAGUUUUGUUUUAGUAGGUACUAUGUUGAUUUAAUUUUUUGACUAACAAGAAAUGCAUACAAAUUUAAAAUAAGAAUUAUUAUAAAUUGUAUUUGGUAGCCAAAAAAGCAGAUAGUAUUAUGUAGUAUUUUUUUUUUGUAAUUUUUGACAGAAAUCUUAAAAAUGUUGACUUUUCUAAACAUAUUUUAUCACACAUAGCUCAAAAUAGAUUUUCACUAGCAAUGGUUUAUUGUUGCUUACACAUUUAAAUUAGAUAACUUUAUAUAUUCUACCUGUUCAAAUAUUCCAACCAAUAACAGUGGCGCACUCAUCAGCAGUAACUGCCGCUCUUUUUUAAAAUUUAUUUUUAUUUCAAUAUGUUCACCGUAUUUAUUUUGUUUUAUUUUUUUGUUUAUUUUACAUUGAUUGUAAUAUUUUUCCAAUCGCAUAAGCGUUGUUUUUUUGUCUACUGUCGGAAGUAUAGAUUCUGAUUUUUUUUAAAUUUUAGAUCACACAAUGUAUGUUUAUAUUUUUUUGUUUAUUAACGAUAAAGUAUUUAGUAUAAUUUUCAACUUUCCUUGAAUUGAAGAAAACAAAUCAAAACAAAACCAUUUAGUUUGUUCGUACUUUUUGAAAAAGAAAAAACAACCACACCGGUUUUACACAAAAUAACGUCGUAUGAAUAUUAUAUAUAUAUAUAUAUAUAUAUAUAUAUGUAUAUUAUAAUGCUAUAUUUGAAAUUCUGAGCAGGACGCGUAGAAAUAACUUCGUUUUUAUAUUUUUAUUCAUAUUGUAAAAUUACACGACGCCUUGUUUACGUUUGGCGCCAACCCACGUAAAAAAUUAAAGACAUAUUGUCGUAAAAAAAAAAAAAAACCGGUCUCGGUCAGCCGUUAAUACACAAUAUUUAUCAUAAUGUUCGUUUCCAUAAUAAAUCUCAUUAUACUGUAUAAUAGUAUCUACACUCUGCAGUCUUAUCGUUCGUCCGUGUUGUUAUUGCUAUAUUGUCGUCACUGUGUUAUUUGUUUAUUCAAAAAAGUUGAAAUUCGCCGUACACAAACGCGUAUUGUAAAUAUUAUUACUAUUUCAUUGAUACACGGUUGAAUACUGAUAUUAUAGUAACGAUAUUAUCGUUGUACACGUACGUUUUACGUUUGGACGUCUUUCGUGAUAAGUAUAAAUAAUUUUAUCGUUUGUCUGUUUCAAAGUCGAAAGUGUAGUCGCUAUUGCUAAAAAGUUAAAACUGUUUAUGUAAAAAACAAAAAAUUGUACAAAAUGUAGAUAUUAAAUGAAUAGUGUAAACGACUUUUCUAUAAGCAAUUUUGCUCCGAUUUACAAUUAAAGCAAGUUGUCUGAAAGGAUAUCUGACUGGGAAGGUACUAUAAAGAGUUCAUUUUUUGAUCUUCCCAGGAGUUUUCUUAACAAAAAUGAAAAACCGAAAAAAAAACUGAAAAAAAUCGGUAAAUUAAACAAAUAUUAGUAAAGAAAAUAUAUAAUGCCUAUUUAGUUAUUUUAACAUAAUAUGACAUAUAUAUUGUUGACAAAGUAUAAUUUUCAACUGAACUCCGUUUAGAAUCGGUUUUUCGUUAGUAUAAUGGUUUUAUCGUUGCCUACAGGUAUACCUUAAAUUACCUAUUACAGUGGCUAUAUCCGUCCUCAUUAUCCUAGAACAGUUUUUUUAUUUUACUUUUAUCUUCCUGCUCCAAGUUCUCCUUCCCAGUGUUUUCCUCUCAACUUCUUAAACUUUAUCUAUAUAUUUUUAACCCUAUUCUAUCUCGUAUUUCCUCCCAUUCGGUAUCAUUCCUAAAAUUAACUUCUUAUGUAUAUUUAUUCCUGCUGCUUUGUGGUGUUCUGUCUAUCCCCCUGUAUUAUUUUCAAAUCGUACAUUUUACGUCCUUUUAAAAAAUUGUGUAAUGGAACUCAAAAUCGUUUCUCGUUAGCAAAGAAUAAUCGUUGCGUAUAGAUAUACACUAAAUUUCCCUCUAUACCCUACCUUCCCAACUUCUCAUCUACAGCAGUGGCCACCCCAUCGUGCGAAAUAUGUCCGUCUUUUAGAUUCUGAGUGGAACGAAGAAGCUUAUGGUUUUAUGAAGAUGAUUAUUUUUUUUUUUAUAUAUGCCUAACUUUUCUACCAGAAGACUUGCUCGGAUUUCGAAGAAAAUCGGUGUAGAAAGGUACUUUAAUUUUUCGAUUUUCUCGGAAGUUUUCUCAUAAAAUUUAAAAAACCGAAAAAAAAAAAAAAAGAAAUGAUACUGGGGAUGGGAGCGGCCACUGAUGUAGGUGAGAAUUUGGGAAGUAGCUUACAUAAGAUUAUUUCAUUAAUAUCUGUAAGCAACGAUAAACCAUUGCUUGACGAAAGACGAUUCCGAACGUAGUUCGGUAAUACAUUAUUUGAAAUGCCGCCAGUUUUUUUUUUUUUUUUUUUUUUUGCGAUUUUCGUUUAAAUUUAAUUUCAAAAUGCUUAUUAUAAAAAAAAAAUUGUUUUUUCGUAACCCAUGGUUUAUCGUUUAUACAUUUAAUUCCCGUCUAUAUCCUACCUUCCAAACUUCCCACCUGCACCAGUGCCUGUAUCUGUCCCUAUUUUCUUACCUUUUUUUUAUGUCAUAUCUUAUAUGUGAUACGGACUUUUCACCCAACAGCACUUUAUUUGAAAACUUUCAAAAUUCCUAACCUUAUUGCUUUUCAUGUUGGUUUUUUACAUUUUUUUAAUUAAGCAAAUAUUCAAACUUGUUGACUCUGUUGGCCUCAAGGUAUGCAAAAUUUCAACCCGUUGGUAGAUACAUCUAUCGAAAUUUUACUUCCGUGGAUUUUGGUUUGUUCUAUUAAAAAUAUAAUAGAAUUCUAUUAUUCUUUUUCGUUUUCUAUGAAAUAUAAUAAAGUUUUAAUAUUCCAUAAUUAUAAAUUUACCGUAGUCUAGAUACUGUAGUAAUUCGUAUAUUUGUAUCAUUGAUUUUAUAAUAAAUUAUUUUAGAUCCCGAGCGUAGCGAGGGAGCUAUUGGUUUUACAAUGCUGUUUAUUUUUUAUUUUCUUUGAUUCUGAGUGUAGUGAUUUAGCUAUUGGUUUUACUAAGAUGUUUAUUUAUUUUUUUUUUUUUCAUUCUUUCUUCUAGUCUGUGGAUACAUUUUUUCCUAGUAAACUUGCUCUGAUUUUUACCUGUAACUUUUAUUCUGAAAGCUCAAGUUUUCUAGAUGGUACUUUAAAAAGAUAAUUUUUUAAUUUCCGUCGCCAAAUUCUGACGACGGAAAUUUAGUUUUCUAAAUAAUAGCACUUUAGUGGGAAAAACGUAGGAUAACAUACAAUUUCAUUACUUUAUAAAAACACGGACAACGUUUUCUAUCAGAAAAUUAAUUUGAUCGAAAAAUUAAAAGAUACCUUUUUUGGUACCUUUUUGAUUCAUUUUCUUACGUUAUCAUCGCCAAAACUUUUGAACUAUUUUUGAGCUGUUAAGGAAUUUUAAAUCUUAGGUGUUUUUUGCUGUAGUUCGAUUAUCAAUACACGUAGAGACUUGGAACUUUAUAUUUAUGGAACUUAUAUUAGACUUACCUAGACAUGGUAAAAUUUCCAAAAUCAUCGGACAAUUUUUUUUUUUAAAAGCUUUUUAAAAUCAAAUUUAAACGAAAAUUGCAAAAAAAAAAUUUUAAAAAUACGGCACUUAAAAUUAUGAAUUAUUGAAUUGCGCUCGGAAUCGUCUUUCGUCAAUAAAUGGUUUAUCGUUGCUUACAGAUAUAAAUGAAAUGACUGCAUGUAUCCUACCUUCCCAAUUUCUCACCUACAACACUGGCCGCUCCCAUACCAAGUUUCAGCUCGUUUUUUUUUUUUUAUUAUAAAACAAAUGGUUGUGUAAUUGUUUGAAUUUCAUAAAUUGUUGCUAAUCCAUCCCCGCGAUAUCCAAUGGGUUUAAAUAAUUAUUGAUCAAUGCGAUGUUGGUAAACGUGUACUUAAGAAUUUUUUGUUUACAUAUUGUUUUCUAUAUAUAGCUUGCUGAUGCGACGGGAACGGAAAGUGGUCCGGAUGCGACCCUACAACAUGUGCCCAAACUUUCAAUCCAGGUCGCCAAUGGAUCACAGGCAACUGCAGAUAGAAUCAGGCAAUGGUCAUCCUAGGACCGAUCCUAAGCUUUUGUUGCUCGUUGAAACUGCAUACUCGAGACUUGGCAGAGAAUUAGCCGAAACGCUUGUGCAUAAUAGAUUAAGGUAAUCAUUAUUAUUAAUUAAAUAUGGCAGAAAUCAAUGUGGAAUACCCACAUCAUAUAUAGCAUAUAUUAGUACUUAUAUAUUUUCGAUGAUGUUCGACGGGUGAUCGUCAAAAUAAAAAAAAUUAAAAAAAUCCUGUGAGUAACAGAAUUUCAUUAUUAGAGUCAAUUUUCCUUCAUCCAUUAAAAUAUAUAUAUAUUUUAUAUAUUAUAGAAAUAUUCUUUGUGCAACAAUAAACAACUUUUAUACUAUUUAGUUCCAGAAAAUAGUGAAAUUUAAUCAUAAAAAAGAUGGUAGGGAAAGGAAUGAAAGGCUCCCUGAUCUCAUUCGGAGAGUCUCUAAUAAGGAUGUUCAAAAAUAAAAAUCACCGUCCGCCUGCAACAACUCAGUUAAAUUCAUCUAGAAAUUCAACCAGGUUUUUAUCACAUCAAAAAAAAUACAAUGAAUCAUUAACUAUUGUAAAUCUUGAAUUCAAUCAGUUUUUCAAAAGGUAGUUAGUUAAAAAUUGCCCAUUUAAAGAAAUUAAUUAAUUGUUAAAAUUAAAAUUACCAAUGUUAUCGCGUAACGCGGUUAUGUUAUUCCCUAUAUAAGAUAAGGAAUUUAAAACGGCUGUUACCUUAGACACUAUUCAUAGAUAUAAAUUUUUGAUACAAAUUUUCAGAAAAAUAAACUCUACAGAAUGACUAUAGCUUAAAAUUUUCCGAAAAUAAUAAAUAAAAAUUUAAUUUUUUUAACUUAAAUUAAAAAAAAAAUGAAUUCAAAAAUAAAUUUUUUUAGUCCUUAUCCCUGUGAGUAAUAUAUAAAAAAAAAAAAAUCAGAAUUUAAUUAUCUUUAUUGUCUCUAGAGAUAUUCAAAGGGUAUAUCUUCGUGGGGCAGCCUGCAUAUGGAUAUAUUUGGCUAUUAAGUAGAAAUUAUGAUGGAACUCUUGUUGUAUUAUCGAAUAUUAGAGCCAGGUUAAAACGAUUGUAUUCACAUAACAUUAAAUAAAAACCAAAUUCAGAUUUCUACGAUUAUCUCUAAUGACUAAUCGAAUUACAAUAAAAAAAAAAUCGAAAAUACACGCCGAAACUGUGUCGCGUACAUUUUCUCGUUAUCCCUACAUAUUUUCUCAAUUUAAAAGAAAACUUUAAAGGAUAUCAAAAGAAUAAUCUCCUCAAUGCACUAACAAGACAAAAUUUGGUAUCAGAAAUAAUUGCUGAUAAAAAAGUUGUUUACAGGAAGGAAAAAAAAUACUUACAGAUUUCUUCCUACGCUCAAAUUCUAAAAAUAUUUAAUUUAAUAAAAUUGAUGAGCGUAUACCAGAUACUCCCCAAAUUGAAAAUUUAGAUGGCUUAUGAGUCGGCAAUUCACUGAUAAUUUAACUUUAAAUUCGGCAAAGUAUAAUGGUUUCUUAGUCUUUUUUUGGUAAUUUAUUACGCGAUUGCCGUUAGUUAUAAUAUAAUCGUCAAAUAUAUUGUAGAUUAUCAAUGAACAAAAUAAUGAGCGAAAACAUUUGUCGAAGGCGGUAAAUUUAGUACAUGGAGUUGGAACAUUUUUAAUCAUACCUUUCUGUAGAGUUUUUAGAGUUAACACCGACUUCAGGAGGAUAAUAAUAUUAUAAAAUUAUAUACAUUGAAUCCGCAAAAUGCAGUACGUGUGGUGCGGAAAAUAUCAAAUCCGAUAAAAUAAGUAUAGAUACUUAAUACAAUCGAAAAAAUAUGUGAUGUGGUAAAAUUACCCAUACGCAAAAUUUGAUAACCAAAUAAGUUUGACUUUAUCUGCGGUGCGAUGUGACGACGAGUAAUUAACUUACUGAAAUUUUUUUUUUUUAAUUAUAGUUCUAUACUCUAUUUCAAUGAAACGUAGAAUAUAUAGUCGAACGUUUAUGGUAGCAUUCUAGUGAAAUACGAUUUAAAUAGAGUUUCGUCUUCGCGUAAUUGUGGGUAAAGACGAUGAAAUUCACACAAAGUGAAUCGAUCUUUAUAAAAAGUAUUACAUUAUUUUUUGUUUAAUGUAUACAUUUCAACCAUACGAUUUCGGAAAGUAACAAAUUUCGUUGUGUAUCCGUUAAUGGUAAAUUCACAAAUGUCAAACAAAUAUAAAUUUAUCCGCAUACGACAAGAUCGUGUCUAAUUUUACUAUAUUAAAAAUAACACGCAGCGGUUUGCGGUGCGGACGAUAGACGUAACGCACGCACUGCGCAUUCCCCGAAUUCAAUAUUAGGACAUAUUGUAACCAUCUGACAUAUUGUUUGUAUUCAGAACUUGGAAUCAUUAGAUUUUGUAUAUUAUUUUUGGUGACAACUAAGACAUUCCGAGUAAGAAACAUUUAUUUCAUUGAUGUCAUAUACGAAAUUACGGUCAGGUUCCACAAAUUGUUAAAAGUAACCGGUGACUAUUUCCUCUCAAAAUUGAAAUCGAUUAUAAAAUAAUGAAAUUCGUUUGGUUCACCGGUCACACUGGUUAUAAAUCGGAUAGACGGUGACGAUUGGUGACUUUUCAUUAUCCCCUCCAGAAUUAUUAUUUCUCCUCGCUGAACCAUCGACGCGGCGUCUAGGACAUAAUAUCAUUAUUAUCGUAGCCAUUUAAGUUCUUGUUACUGUCGUAUAAUUGUCCAUCGUACAAAAUGGGUCUCUUCUUAUUAUUAUUUUGCAACAAUAGGAGGGGGUAAGUCAUCUUUAAAGUAUGUAAUCUCUACUGCUGUCACCGCUUCGUCAAUUACUUUGAAUUGUAACCGUACAAAAAUGGUUUACUGUCAAUUUGUGGCCCGGUAACUCUCAACGAAUUUGUGGUUUAGGUUAGGUUUUAGUACGGCUAAACGCAAAAAUAUAGAUGUAUUCGGUUGUUAUCUUAUCACAGAAUUUCAUUCAUUUCCAAUAAAGCCGUGUCAGUUGUAUCACACUGGUUCUUUAUCGGGUUUAAUUUUGGGAAAUUUUAUUUUACAUAUUUUCCAAUUUAUAAUAAUAUGUUUAAUACUUACAUUGUUUAUUUUAAGCGUUUAGUUAAAGCGUUUAAAGUUAAUUUUUUUUUAGUGAUAUAUUAUGUUAAAUUCGUUUUUUGGUGACGGUUAGUACCCGCUGCUAUAUUAUAUUAUACGUGCUAUAAUAUAUAGCAUUUAUAAUAUUAUAUCACGAACGAUGGCAAAAUCGGAAGGUUUGCGAGUGAUGCGUAUAGUCUGAUUUCGGCGGCAAAUUAAUACUCGUGAUGGGAUAAUAUAAUGAAUAAUGGUUUUUUCGGAAUGGUUUUUAUUUUUUUUUACGCACGCCGCCAGUAUAAUAUAAUAAUAAUAUAAUAUUAUACCGUCGAAAACCGCCGUAAAUCAAGGAAACACCGCCACCGCCGCGCAGUUUGUGUCUGCUAAUAAUUUUCGAGACAUCAAUCAAAACGUCGCCGGUGCUUACCUUGCGAAACGAUCCGAAAUGAUGACGGAAAGACGAGGAGAAGGACGAAGAGGAGAAGUAAGAGUAUGAACGUGAAAAAGAGAAGGAGGAAAAAGAGAAAAAGUAGGAAAAGAUACGUAUCUUUAAACAUGGUUAUAACUUUGGAUUCGGCGUUCAACUUUGUUGUGAAACUAUCCUGGAAGUUUCCCCCGUGUUCAAGCCGUAUUACAUAUAAUGUGUGUAAUAUUAUAUUUUCUAUACCUUCACGUGUUAAGAGCGUUUGGUCAGUCGAGACGACCAAUAAAACUUUUUUUCUGUUCCGAAUGAAUUUCUAUAAUUUAUUUCCCCCCCCCAGAGUCGAGUGUUUUACGGCAUCACAUCUGCAGUCCAUUGUACGAAUGGUAUGUGGACUAUUAUUAUCGUGAGUAUAUAAUGACAAGCAGAAAUUAAUUCAGUUACUUUAUUUUAAUACCUAUAUUAUUCGAUUAAUAACGACUAUAAUUUAUUCGACUACCCCCAUGAUCUACUUAAUUUUGACUAAUUUGACUAGCGAUAACGUCCAAACUUUGUUGAAAUAUUGACUAAAUUAUUUAAUUACUCGUUUUAGUAUAGAUCAUGAAAAUGUAAAAAGCACCAAUAAUAGUAAGUUUUCUAUUUAUAAAAGAUAGCUGAACUAAAAAAAACAUUCCUGAAUAGCAGAGCUAUAGUCAUUAUAGAAAUGAAAUUUUCCCGAUCUUUUUUUGUAUAAUAGAUUCAUAUGCUUUAAAAAAAAAAAAAAAUAACCGAAUACCAUUAUGAUAAAUAAAAUUAUAAUAUUAUACUUAAUACUAUAAGUUUAUAAAACUUCAAAGAAAAAUGGUGAAAUGUGAGCAUACAAAUGGUAGACCUGGAGGUUGAUAGUUGAAACUCUCAAAAGACACGCCCUUGAUACUAUAACUACGUGCAUGUUCAAAAUUUCAUUACCUUAGUUUCAUUUGAGAAUCUGUAAGCAAGCCUCCACAUCAAAUUCUGGUAGUCUAUACAAAGUGUUUGUCCUAACAUUCCAAUAAUACAAUUCACCAUAAAUUAUUAAAAAUUAAGAUUCUUAAGCAUUUUGGUAAUAAUAUAUUUUUUUUUCUUUUGAAAUAUUAUCAAAAUGAUAAAAGAAAAAAAGGGAGCUAGGUCGCUAGGUAUAAAAAACUAAUAAUUCUAAUCAAAAAUCGUUGCAAUCCAUUAUAAGCGAUACGGAAGAUCCAAACACGAUAAUUUCUAGGUAAUCAAUGGCUUAAAAUAUCAAAAUGAUUAAAUACGUAUAUAUAUGUUAGUUUAUAAUAUUAUUUAAUAUAAAAAUAAGUAUUCCUUAAAUACUCCUUAAGUAUGUAUCCCUUCAAAAUUUAUAAAUUAAUUUCAACGGAUGCACGGGCCUCUAAAUCAGCCAGGCCUCUGUAUUCCAGGUCCAACAACCCCCCUUACGGGGGCCCUGUUGGUGAGGAUGAUCAAAGCUAAAAAACAUCUUUCUCCUUCAACAACAAGAUUUUUUUACGAAAAGUUGUUCACAGAGAUAUUAUAUUCAUCCCCUAAACAUAAAAAAAAAUUACGUUUUAUUUAUUCACUUUAGAAAAUUUUUAAAACAGCCAUUUUUUUAAAAAUAUUAUUCUCAGCAUUUUAAUCUAUCAUACAUUCUUUUUCGAUAAAUAGUUUCUUAAUUUUAGUCGUUUUAAUUUUGAAAACAAUAGGCGUGAAAACAAUUACUAUUCAAUAAAAGAUAAAAAAAUAACUGUGAUUUUUGUAAUUCCUUAUCGCGUAAUGUGUUAUUGAAAAGGUCGCCAACCUUUUUAAUUAAGUGAGCUACAUUCGUAAUUUCAAGUGGUGAUCCAUAUCUAGAAAGUUGUUUGAUGAGCAAAAAAAAGUCUAAAAAAUAAUCAUUUAUUGUUUCUUUAUAAUAAUUAUAAUAAUAAUAAUCUGAUAUUUUAAUAUUACUUACUAGAGAAAAAGUAAAAAGAGGUGAUUCUGGGAAUGGUAGCGGUCACUGUUGUAUGUGAGAAGUAAGGAAGGCAGAAUAGAUAAGAGUUUUUCAUUUAUAUCUGUAAGCAACAAUGAACUCCGAAUAAACGAUUUCGAGCGCAGUUCGGUAAUACAUAAUUGGAAGUGCCAUAAUUUUUUUUCCAAUUUUAGUUUAAAGUUAAUUUCAAAACGCUUAUUAAAAUAAAGUCGCCCAAUGAUUUUUGAAAUUUUAUCACGUCUAGGUAAGUCCAAUAUAAUUAUUAUUACCAAGUUUCAAAUCCCUACGUGUAUUUAUAACCAAAUUACAACAAAAAUUAAAAUUCCUUAAAAGCUCCAAAAUUGCUCAAAAGUUUUGGCAGUGAAUAGUAAGAAAGUAAAUCAAAAAGAUAACAAAAAAGGUAUUUUGUGAUUUUUUGAUUAAAUCAUUUUUUCUGAUAGAAAACUCUGUCUGUGUUUUUAUAAAAUAAUGAAAUCGUAAAAUUGUACGUUAUCCUACGUUUUUUCCCCACUUAAGUGCUAUUAUUUAGGAAAUGGCGACGGGAAUUAAAAAAUUACCUUUCUAAAGUACCAUCUAGACAACUUGAGCUUUCAGAAAAAAUGCUACAGGUAAAAAUUGGAGCAAGUUUACUAUGAAAAAACGUGUCCACAGACUAGAAGAAAGAAAGAAGACCAAAAAAAUAAACAUCUGAGUAAAACCAAUAGCUACCUCGCUAUGCUCGUAAUCUAAAAAAAAAUGCAAUGCUGUUUCUUCAUAAUAGUAUAUACUAGAAUAGAUACUAGUUUUAUUUUUUUACCUUUUGCUAAUAAUACAAAUUUUGACUUACUGAUUUCAUUAUUCAGUUAGCUCAGUAAGUAACUCAUGUUUGAUUAAAACAGAAGCUAAAACAUUUCUGAUAAAACUAUUUAAAAUACAUUUUUGUUUCAUAAGUGGCUAAAAUUAUUAUGCCAUCUUGAUAUUUACUUAUGAUUUCCAUUGUUGUGUUUCCCUAGAAAAUUGUUUUAACUUUAUUGAGUUACUUAUAUUAUUGUAAGUUGUAAUCUACAUAUAACCUUUGUUUUUAUCGUGCUAAUAAUAAUAUUUAAAUAUAUUAACCUAAUCCUAAAGUAUAUUUUUAUGCUCAACAGGUAUAAAAUGGAAGUAACUGGAAAAUCAUUGCCAGCUCUGACAAACUUAGAUAAAGGUCGGUAUUCUGUCAUCGUAUUCGAAAACUACCAUAGAUACUUAAAUAUGGACAAAUGGAACAGAGAGCUGCUGGACAAGUACUGCAGGGAAUACGGGGUAGGAAUAUUGGGAUUUUUCCCACCAGCUGAACGACACGCAGUCAACGUCCAGGUCAAAGGAUUUCCAUUGUACUUGCAUACUAAACUAUCUCUUAGGGUUGGUAUAUAUUAUGAAUUUAUUUUAAUUUUGACAAAUAACAAAAAUGUCUUUUGUAGGUUAAUUCUGUAGUAGUAAAUAUAAAUACAUAUUUUUAAUAUUGCUAGUGACUGUCACAGUGCAAGAGAACCUUAUUGUAGUGAAGUUAUAGUUGUAAUUUGUAUAAUUAUUUUAUAAGUAUAAUGUAUUUUAUACAUUACUAGAUGCUUUGUUACAUUCAGUAUUUAGAAUAAUACAUAGGUACUAUAGGUAAUUUAAAAAAAAAAAACUGACUAUUGUCAAUUUAUAUAAAUAAAUAAAUAAAAUUUGGAUACUUUUAUAUGUCAGUUCCAAUGCUAAUUAAAAUCAAUGAAUAUACCUAUAUAAUAUUACCUAAAUAUUAUAUUAGUUGUUAGCCAUAGUUUUUUGGGAGAGGAUACAAGGAAAUUUAGUAAAGUAUCCAACGUUUAUAGUUUACAUAUUAACUUAAUACGUUUCGGAUAAGGAAGUUGUUUUAUAAAAUCUCUAGAGGUUCAUUUUUAUGCACAUAAGACAUUCUCUCAUUUUCAUAAGUGGUAGAUGAAGAUCAAAUACCGGUUUCACCCAAAUUCAAUUAUACUCUAUUUUUUUUCACAAAUUUUAUUUUUGAAUAGGUUAAUUAGUGUAACUUACAGCAAAUUGCAAUACAUUAUUUUAAGAGGUCUAUUAUUAUAUCUCAAUAGUGUAAUCCAUUAUGAAAUUAUAUUUCAGUGUUAUUUAUAACCACAAUUUAUUUAAAUUAAUACAAUCAUUAUUAAUUAUAAUAUUUAAAUAAUUAUUACUUAAUGUUAUUAUUUAUUUACAAUAGUACGACACUAAUUUAGACAACAAUAAUUGUGUUAAUACCAUAGAGUAGGAUAAAAGCUCCUUUUCGAUUGUUGGUUGAUGCAAAGAAUGAUGAAUAUUUGCAGUGUAACUUAUACAGUGGAACCUCGAUAACUCGAAUCGGUUGGGAGCGAAAAAAAAAUUCGAGUUAUCGAAAAUUCGACUUAUAGAGGUUCGAGUUAUCGAGGUUCCACUGUACUUUAUAUUAUAUAUCUAUGGGUAAUACAUUAACAAUUAAUAUAUUAUAAAAAUUCUACCUAAUUAGCUAUUUAAUUAUAUUAAUAUAUUAAAUCAUUUUUGAUACAUUAAAAUUACAAUACAAUGUAGGAACAAAAAAAAGUAUACAUUAUUAUUCAAUUAAAAUAUUUAAGUUGCAACCCAAAAUUCAUACUAUAAACAUUAAUUAAAAAUCCAUCCAUUGUUAAACUACAUUUAUAUCAGUGACAUUUAAAAAGUGUAAAACUUGUUUUGUGAGUUCAACCUUUUUCAUGUUAGUUAAGUUAAAGGCUAAAAAAUAACCAAUUGGAAGUUCUCAGUUUUCAUUUAUAAAAAUCACAAACACUAAGUAUUAUUUUGCUAAAUCUAAUGAAUCAGUAAAAUUAUUAUAAAACUAAUACUACCGCUAUAUUUUGACAAUUUUUCAUGUUAAUUUAUGUGACAAUGGCAACGGAAUGUCGAAAAUUUAAAAUACAUGUACAAUUUUUUUUUUUUGAGGUGAAUCUGUAAAAGUUUGUCAUUUAUCGCAAACAGCGUACAGUUAUCUCAAUAAUGAUAAGGGCUAUACCAUGACAUAGUACCAACCUUGAAAAUAAAAAUCCCUAAUGAAAUAGUAUAAAUGAUAAGGAAUUGCCAAUAUAUUUAAACAAUUUUCAAUAUAAACUAUUUUAUAGGAAUCCCAUAUAGGCAAUUUUCAGUGUUUUGUGUUUGUGAGAGAAGUAAAUAUUAAUUAUAGGUCUAUGAGAUCGAUCAAUAAUCAAGUGACUUUUUUUAAAUUUUAGAUUCUGAGCAUAGCGAGUAAUGUAUUAGUUUUGCAAUGGUUUAUUUUUAUUUUAUUUAUUUUAUGUACAGCUUUUCUAUCAGGAAUCUUGCUCUAAUGUAUGAAGUUCAAGUGCAAAAAAAAAAAUCAAUAUUCAAAUCUAUUUUCAGAAUUUAUUGAUAUCAAUUCACUUGCGAUUACAGGAGAAUAGGUAGUUUUGUUCAUAAACUAAGUUAAUAACGUCUUUAUAGUAGUAAUAAUAAUAAUAAUUAUAAUAAACAAUUUAACAGUUGUUUAAUGUUUUGUUGAAAAAGUUAUUUAUAAUACCAUGUAAAGCAUCCUAUUAAAGAUUUUUCUUUUAUAUUUUUAUAAUAUUAAGUACCCUAUGGAAUAUGGAAAACUACUCAAAUUACUCAAUUAUAAAUAAUAUUAUUCAUUUAAUAAUAGACUAUUUUCAGAUACCUUUACUUCGUUUCACGAGAGAAGGUACAUGUUUUUUUGACCGUCGCUACGCAACUCCCACCACAUUUACCCGUGGUUUUAUAUGAUUUUACGCGCUGCCUAAAGGUAAGGAAUGCGAGAAAUUCGACUUUCGUGUUCCCGCCGAUGCGCCGGGCUUGUACGUUCUCUCGUGAAACUCGAAAUCUGUAAAUAAAAAUUAAUCAUUGCUAACGAAAAACGAUUCUGAGCGGAGGUCAGUUAUUAUCAUUGCUUUUUAAACAAUAUAUACAUGUUAUAUUAAAAUAAAAUAAAUACUAUAUUAAAAUAAUUUGUAUGAACCAGUAACUAGAUAUUGUGUUUCACACUAUUUUUUACCAAAACAAUAUUCGUCAAAAUGUGAUAUUAAAAUUCUUAUGAAAAAAAUAUACUAUAUAAAAUUAAAAUUGUUUUUGUUUUGACCACAAAGUACGGCUUAUAAUUAACCUUCUGUUCAAUUUUCAAGCAUUUCUGUUUUUAUCUAAUAGUUUUAUCAACAGAAUACCCACCAAAUAAAAAAAUGUAAGUGUUUUUACAGUUUUACUACGUAAACAUAGGAAAAAUAUAAGUUUUCUGCCAAAAUUUUAAGUCUACGAUUAUUUUGAAAUAAAUUACAACAAAUAACAUAAUUGAAAAUAAUAAUAAACAUUAUUUUAUUAAAUUUCUCGUUUUUCUUAUGUUUUCUCCUGGAUUUUUUAGGAACUGAAAUUGAAAUUGAAUUGAAAACCGCUUGGAAAAUCAAAAAAUUGUCAUUUUAAAUACGAAUUAGACGAUUUUUACUUUUAAAAAUGACGCCACUCGUACAUAUUGAGGCGAAAUUUCUAGUAGACAUUUUUUUCAUAGUAUGUAAAAAAAAUAAAAUAAACAUUUUUGUAAAACCAAUACAUUUUUCGGUACAUUCAGAAUCUAAAACAUUAUGUCAAAUAAUAUAUUGGUUAUAUCUAUUAUAUCUACUUCUAGACCAAUAACUUUGCUAAAUGCUAAUGUAAGUCUACUUCUUUCGGGAGGGGGGAUCGCCCUGGGACUCUCCUGUCUCCAAGUCGUGUUCUUCACAUAAAUUCUGCAAAGUACGAUUCCACAACAUUUCUUUUGGUUCCACGGCACUUUUUAUUUCCCCAUUUAGCAGAACUCCACAACCUCUUAAUGUUUUGGGUGUGUGGCUCUGACUGCACUCUGACCUCAACUAAAUUAUAAGUGUGGUGCAGUUUUUCGUAUUGUUUGGCGGGGUGAUACAUUUAUAACCUUUUAAUUUAUAAUCUUGAAAUAAAUAAACAAAUAAAUAAAUAGUUUUAAUAAUAAUAAUGGAAACAACUCGGUUAUUAAUUAUAGGAUGCCAUGCUGAACUCGGCGUCACCUGUGUUGAGGGUAACUAGGGCCGGCGGCGUGUAUCGAGGAUCCCUAUCUGGCGAUGACUGGUCAGUGUUUGACGCCAAUCACUCCACGUUCGAACCGGUUGCCUGGGCUGGUAACAAGACGUCAGGCAUCUCAGACGGGUACCUCUCACUAGCUACGGUUGUCCAAGACCGUGGUAUUUUCGAUGGCAUAUCCAGGGUAAUGUUCGGAUCUGGGCUAAAAUUUUGGUUGCACCGGUUGCUUUUCCUCGACUCACUAUCAUACUUAAGCAAGGGGUUGUUGAGCAUAUCGCUGGAACGUCAAGUGCUCGUAGACAUUGAUGACAUAUUCGUCGGUGAAAGCGGCAUUCGGAUGUGGAAAGAAGAUGUGCAUGUGAGUUUCUAUUAGUUUUAAAUUAUUUGAUUGAUUAUAUGGUAGCGUGGUCCGACCUUCGGCACUCCGGACAUUUUUUUUUUGCUCCCAGAUUAUUAACGUAUUAAGCUAAUUAUAGUUAAAUAUAUUAUCUUUUAAUUUUACUCGUAUAUUGGUAUUGUUAUUAGGACUUGGUCAAAACUCAAGACCGCAUAAGCAAGCUGGUACCAGGGUUCAAAUUCAACUUGGGCUUUUCUGGCAAAUACUUCCAUCGGGGCACGUGGGAGGAGAACGAAGGGGAUGACACGAUAUUAGGUAAAUGCCAAUAUUGUAUUAUUGCUAUUGAUUUUGGUCGAAUUAUACUCAACACUACUACAUUGUAAUUUGCAGAAAACGUGGACAAAUUCAACUGGUUCUGUCACAUGUGGAACCACAUGCAACCUCACUUGUACAAUAAUGAGACUCACUUGGAGUCUGAAAUGAUGUUGAAUAAGGCGUUCGCUGAGGUAAGUUUAAGAUAUUUUGUUAUUUCGUGUUUGUGUGAUUAAUAGCAUUACCUGUAUGGUUUUUGUUGUAAACACCAGGCUCACGGAAUACCAACUAACUCCAGUUAUUCAGUUGCACCUCAUCAUUCUGGUGUGUACCCUGUACAUGAACUGCUGUACACUGUGUGGAAAAAGAUGUGGAACAUCAAAGUUACCUCAACUGAAGAAUACCCGCACCUGAGGCCCGCUCGAUUAAGGAGAGGUUUUGUCUACCGAGGCAUCAAAGUACCAAAUACAUUCCUCUUGCAAUCUUCUAUAAUAUAUAAUUAUGCACAAUAUAAUAUAUAUAUAUACCAGGUGAUCCAUUUAAUUGGGUACACUAAUUAUCUCGGAAAGUAUGAACUUUUUCCGAAAUUUGUUUUUUAGAACACUUAUGAAACAAGCAUCUUAAUAAUACAAUUUUAUAUUAUAUUGUUUUUUUUCACACUUAUUUUUGAGGGUAAAACUACUACCUAAAAAUGUUUGUGUUAUAUAUUUUUGUUUUUUUUUUUGAAAUAUUUAUAUGAUAAAAUGGUUUAACUUAAAUUUCGAAUCACCCUGUGUAUAUAUAUAUAAACGGACUGACAAAAUAUUACAAUUAAUUCCAUUUUGUGUAUGUUUAGGUAUUACCAAGACAAACAUGUGGUUUGUUCACGCACACCAUAUAUGUGGACCGUUACCCAGGUGGGCGGAAAAAAUUAGAUGAGUCCAUUAUGGGGGGGGAACUGUUUCAAACAAUUGUAUAUAAUCCUGUAAGUGUAUAAUCUAUAUUUAAAUUAAGUUUAAAAUAUACAUGAAGUUAUUUAGCUACAAUGCUACAUUGUAAAAUAAAAAAAUUAAUUUAUAUAAAUAUGUAAUAUAUAUUAUUAUAUUAUUUAUAUUUAUUAUUUAAGCAGUAAUUUAAUAUUUUCUAUGUACAGAAAAUAAUAACAUAAAACCAACAUAUUAAAGUAUACUGAAUUAACUUUGUUUUUUCAGAUAAAUGUGUUUAUGAGUCAUAUGUCCAAUUAUGGUAGUGACCGAUUAGCAUUGUAUACUUUCGAGUCUGUCUUUCAGUUUAUCAGAUGCUGGACGAAUUUAAAACUAGUAUCUUCGGGUCCUCUGCAGUUGGCAGACAACUACUUUAAGUUGUAUCCAGAAGAAAUCGAUCCAAUGUGGGGUGUAAGUUUAUAAUAUAUUAUAGCAAACAAUAAUCAUAGACAUUUUACAUUUAUUGUUAAAUGAUUAGUUUAAAUCUAACAAUUGAACCAUUCAUAAUAUGGUUUGUUUGUUUAAAAAAAAAAAAAAAAAAACCAGUCGAAGAUCUUAGAAAAUAUGAUCAAACAAUUUUUGUUGUUGUCCACUCGCCUGUCCAAUCAUAAACCACAAUAUGUACAUACUCGUAUAAAUUUUCAUGUUUUGAUAUUAUUUUGAUCGACAUUGAACUGUGUAGAUUUUUUGAUUUCACACAUAUUCAAAUAUCAAAUAUUUAAAUUCUCUUUGGAACUAAGCUUUGAAAUUUUAAUAAUCCAUAAGCGACCUGUAUUAGACAAAUUACUAAAAUGGCUCCACUGUAAAAUUUGUGAAUUGUGAUUUAUUGUGUUUUAUGCUUGGACAACUACAUUGUUCUACUUAUUUAGUCAAAAACAUUUAUAAUUUUUAUCACAUUUUAAAAAGCACUGCUGAUUAGACUUUUUUUUUUUAAGAUUUAUUAUCGUUAUUUUAUUAUUAUAUUAUUAUUUAUUACGUUUCUAAAGUACUCCCCAGUUAGAUUUUCUUUCAGAAAAAGUGCUACUCUUGUAAAUCUGGGUAAAAUUGUUAAUAAAAAAGUUGUUCACAGAAAAAAAAAUAAACAUUGUAAAACCAAUAUAUUCCUAUACUAAGAAUUUUAACAUUAUGUAGAGCGAAAUAUUUCCUUUCUGUCUUGACUUCAAGACGCCAGUCAUUGGUGUUAGUAAUAGUCAAUCCUAGGUUGUUAUUUUAGUACUAUAAUUAGGAUUCGAUUAUGUUGAUAAAUUAAUAUUAGGGUAAAAAUAAAUAAUAUUUUAAUCUGGAAAGACCAGUUAUGAUACAUUUUACACUUAAAAGUUGGCAUAUCUAAAUUUACGUGUGAAAAAUAUAUACCACACUGUCUUAACCAACAAUUUGCACUAUGGUACUAUUUUUAAAAAGAACACUGGUGAUCAUUUCUUUUGAAAAAGUUUACACUUUUUAUUAAAUAAAACAAAUCAUUAUAUAAAUAUAUUAUUGAUGUUUGUUUUUAGAACCCUUGUUUGGAUCAACGACAUCUUAAGAUUUGGUCAUUUAAGAAAUCAUGCCAACGUCUACCAAAGGUUCUAGUUAUUGGACCACAGAAAACUGGCACUACUGCAUUGUAUACAUUUUUGUCUAUGCACCCAAACAUAUCAGCAAAUGCUCCAAGCAAAGAAACUUUUGAAGAAAUCCAAUUUUUUAAUGGCCGCAAUUACUAUAAAGGAUUGGAUUGGUUAGUAAUACUAAAUAAGUUAAAACAAUUUUUAAUGUUCUAAUACUGUUUUAGGUAUAUGGAAUUUUUCCCUUCAACAAACGACUCAAUUGACAAUAAAAUUGUAUUUGAAAAGUCUGCCACUUAUUUUGAUGCAGACAUUGUUCCCAAAAGGGUACAAGCCUUAUUGCCCAAUGUUAAACUUGUUAGUACAAUAAAUUAUCAUUUUACUAUUUUAUGUAUAAAUGUAACCAAGAUAUGAUCUUUUAUUUUUAUUUUUACAGGUAACCAUAUUAAUAUCACCGGCUAAAAGAGCAUAUAGUUGGUAUCAACAUGCCAAAGCCCAUGGAGAUCCAACUACGCUUAAGUAUUCGUUUUAUCAAGUGAUAACAGCUAAUGAAUCUGUUGCACCGAAACCACUGAGAGACCUCCGUAACAGGUUAAUAUUUAUUUACAUUUCAGGUUUAUAUUAGUGUACACUAGUUAAAUUAUAAUUUUAUUAUAAUAGAUAAAUAUUAUCAAAUACAAGGUACACCAGAAAGUAAGUUCAGUUUGACAAUAACAACAAGUAAAAUAAAUAUUAAACAAAAAAAAAGAUUGGAACAUAAAAUUAAAAUAUUUUCCUAUUAUUCAACAUAAAUGGCAUUUUUAUUUGAGCACUUAUCAUAACAGGACACUAAUUUUUAUACUCCUAUAUCCUUAAAUGAUAGAUACCACCUAUGAUUGCAACUUUAUGUUAACCUUUAUGGUUUCUGUUAUCUCAUCAUUCUCAGUAAAGACAAUUCAAGGAAAAUCUAUUGAUUGUUACAUCAUGACGAUUCUCUUGUCUUCUAUAAGUUUUUGUUUAACUUUUCACUCCGAAUCAUAGUCAACCAAAGAUGACCGCCCAGUUCAUUCUUAAUCAUGAACAUUUGUAUGGCCUUUUAACCAUUGAAUCAUAGGAGAAAAUGUUAUGAGUACAUUGCAUUUUUCUCCCUAACUUUACAAAAUCAACUAUUAUAUCUGCUUUAUUAGUACCUAUUCCUUUCCUCGCAUUUAAAAACCAGAUCAGAUAUCGUAACUCACAUAUAAAUGAAUUUUCAAUUUGUUCAUCCAUUUUAAACACUUACUAACAAUUGGUCUUAAAAUAUUUUUAUAAUGUUCCUAACAAAUUAACUAAAUAAUUACUAAUAACUAGGGCUUUUAAUUUGUAGGAAAGUGAAUUUUUUUAGUUGAUUGUGAACGUAACUUUCUAAGUACAUGAUUUGAAUUAUAUAACCACAAAUUCACUUAUGAAACUUUUAUUUUGUAUUUUUUGACGUUUUUAAUUUUUAAGUUCUAAACGAGCUGCUCUACAAUUUUAUAUUUAUGUUAUUUUUUGUCACCCUUACUUUUAGUGGUCAAACCAUUAGGUUGACGGAGAGUAGUGGAGGAUCAUUUUUUGUAGCAGCAGGGCACGUAGCGUGUUAAUAUUGCACCACCACUCUCCCCCGCCCAAACUUAAAAGUGAAAUAUCUCGUCAACUGAUUGACAGAAAUAAAAAUUUCAACACCAACAUUUAUUUUAACUAAUACUUCAUUUUGAGCUUACUUUGUAUGAAAUCAGUUUUAUUUUAAAUUAGCUUAAAAAAUAGCCAUAACUAGAAAUAUAAUCAAAAAAAUACAAAAGCCUUAAAAUAUGCACGAAAACUUAUUGGAGUUGAAUUCCUUUUAGUAGGAAAUAGAUUUUCAGCUAACUCUGCUAUCUUUCAAUGUGUUAAAAACAAAUAUGUAAAUGCUAGAAAUCUCAAGCCCUGGUUAUGAAUCAUAAAUAGUUUAUCAAGUAAAUUUUUUUUUUAUAUUAAUUUCAGAUGUUUAAAUCCUGGAAAAUAUGCUCUACAUUUAGAACGGUGGCUGGACUAUUUUCACCAUAAUAAUUUGCAUAUCAUUGAUGGUGAUCAGCUCAAAUCUAACCCUGUAGAUGUUUUGGAUCAGUUUCAAAAAUUCUUAAAGAUUACACCUAUGUUUGAUUAUUCUUCUCAUAUAAGGUUUAGAUUUCUCUUUCAUAAUAAAUUAUUAUUAAUGUAUUGAAUAUAAUACUAUUAAUUAUACUUAUUUGUUAAUUUUAUUUCAGAUAUGAUGUGAAGAAAGGUUUCUUCUGUAAGGUAUUAGAAGGAGGUGCUAAUAAAUGUCUAGGUAAAGGAAAAGGUCGGCAGUAUGCCACAAUGGAUGCAGAAUCAUACAAAUAUCUCAGAGAAUAUUACAUGCCAUACAACACUGCACUGGUUAAACUCUUACGUAAAUUAGAGCACACGACAAUACCUCAGUGGCUUAAAGAAGAUCUUAGUUAUUCAUCCACCUGACAUUUGCUUCGUAUGUUUCUACUUAAUUUUGGCAUCACUUUAAUAUCUUAAGUUUUUGCAAUUUCAUUAUUUAAAAAACUAUAUAUUUACACUUAAUUAUUUAUUAUUAACAUCAAGCAGUAGUUUGAUAAGUAAAUAACAUUGAUUCAUUUUAUUUUCAGAAAUAGACUUAGAUGUAUACAAAUUUAACUGAAAUUAUAAUUUGGGAUAGUAAACAUUAUUUUUCUUAUAACCUGAGUAUACUAAAAUAUUUAUUUUAUUUAAUUAUUGACAAUAUCCAUUUUACUGAAAACAUAUUUCAUAUGAUGUACGAGAGAGAUAUAGUAUAAGAUUAAUAGAAUAAUUUUUACAAAAUUAAUUUAUCAUAUAAAGUCAUAAGUUAUGAGUGAAAUAAAGAGGUUCAAAAAAUACAUAAAAGUAAUGGUAGUAAUGUAUUUGGAGCAGGUAAAAAAAAAAACUCAUACUACUCAAAAUCUAAAUAAAAUUUUGAGGCUUGAAUAUUAAUAAUGUAGUUUGAAUAGUGUUCCAUAAACCUACUGCCUAGCUAAAAAGUAGAAUAUCUUAUCAACGGUUCAAUGGAAAUCAUAAAUGUCAACACCAAAAUAAAUUUAAGCUUAUACUAAUACUCUAAUAAUCUAUUUAUGGAAUUUUGAAUACAGGUUCUCUUUUGAAUUUUUACAUGAUAUAAUAGCAGUAACAUAUAUUUUAAAUUGACCUAUAAAUUAUAUUUUGUAUGACAAGUUAGAGCAACAUAAUGUAUAAACAUCAAAAGUUACAGAAUUUAAAAUUAGAAAAUUGAAAUACUAAAUACUAUACUGAAUAUAUUAUAAUGAAUGUUAGAAUGUAACCUGUUAAAUUUGAAGUUCAAAUUCAGCAGUAAAAUAAUUUUACCAAAAUAUUCAAAAAGUUAUUAAAAUAAAUUAUAUUAGACUAUUUCAUUUCUUAAGUGUUAGCUAAUUAGUUUUUCUAUAAAUAAUAAUUGUUUUUCUUUUUUACAGGUGGUAGGAAAAAAAAAUACCAGCGACUGUUAGCUGGCAUAUAUUCUACCACGAGAAAAUAAAAAGCUGAAUUUUCCAUAUGACACAAAAUUAUAAUAUUUCGAAAAAAAAACAUAAACAUAUGAUGCCAUAUUAUAUUAGGUUAUUUUAAUUUAAUUAAUUAAAAUUUUUUUUUCAUAUAAUAUUUGUUGAUUUAUGAAAAUAUGAGUAUAACUAAUUGUUUUUUUUUUUUUUUUAAUAUGUGUAUAAAUAAUAAAAUAAAACAUUUGUUUUUUUCUUAUGUACAAAAUAUAUUUAUAAAUUUUGUACAGUUUAAUAUAUUCAUACAGAAAUGUAUUUUAGACCGUCCAAGUGUUUUUGACUUUUUGCCCCAGUAUUUCCAUAAAAUAAACUUUCUUAUUAAUUUUCUUUAUUUAACUGUCUAAAAUUACAAUUAUUUUCAUUUAUUUUUAACAGAAUAUUAUUUACUUUUUAUUUUAAUGUAUCCUCAUUGUUACUGGCUAAACUGAAUAGUAAAAACAAUAUUUUAUAAAUUAUUACUUAAAUAAUAGAUAAUUAUUUACUAAAAAGGAUAAUCUUAAGAACAAAUUUCAGAUGAGGGGGAGGGUUUGUCAAAUACAUAUUAUCACGUUUGAUUUUUAUACUGCUAUAAAUCAAUUUAUUAUUUAAUAACGUAAUACAAAUUAGAGAGUAAUAAUUAUUUUAGAAGAGAAUUAUCAUCUCAAACACUAGUGUCAAUUACAACGGAUUUAUCUGAAAAUUAAUUAAACUUCUACAUAACGAACACCUUCAAAUAAUACACUUUUUUUUGGGAAAGGGGACAUUUUCACCAUUUAUGUAUAGGAAAACCUCUAAAUACAGUACUCUAAAAACAGACAUUUUUUUUAACAUUGAUAUUGUUCAUUUUUAUCAUUAAUUAAGAAUUAUUGUAGAAUACCUAAAUAAAAGUCUACAAUAUUAAGUUAUCUUUAUUACUAUGUAUGUACAUUAUUAUAUUGUAUAUAACGUAUAUCUUAUAUUAUCCGUCCAGUUGUUGACAUACUAUCGUGUCAAUGAAAUGUUGUAAUCUUAAGAUGUAUUUAAUUAAUAUAUAUAUAUAUUUAAUUAAUUCAUUUAAUUAUUAGUAUUAGUAGUUAUUAGUAGUACCUAAAAAAGAUGAUGCAUCUGGAGUAAAAAAAUAUAGGGUAUGCGUAGACUUAAGAAAAUUAAACAAAGUAAAAGUAGGGAAUGUGUUUCCAUUACCUCAGAUAACAGAAAUUUUAGAUGAACUAGGAAAAUGUAAGUAUUUUACAACAAUUGAUCUUGCAUCAGGCUAUCAUCAAAUCGAAUUAGAUGAAAAGGACACAGAAAAAACAGGAAUUUCGACAGGGAUAAUUCAUUAUAAGUUUUUGAGAUUACCAUUUGGAUUAAAAGGGGGACCAAGUACUUUUUAGAGGUUGAUAAAUAAUGUACUGACGGGAUUGUAAGAGGUAGAUGCUUUUGUUUAUUUGGAUGAUAUAAUAAUAUUUGCACCUGAUUUUAAAGUGCAUAAUGAAAGGUUAGAAAAGGUCAUAUGUAGACUUCGUAAGCAUAAUCUAAGGGUUCAGCCAGCUAAAUGUGAAUUUUUAAGAAAAGAAGUAACGUAUUUAGAACACGUCAUAACAGGAAAUGGAGUUCGUCCUGACGAGAGGAAAAAAGAAAGCGUAGUAAACUUUCCAAUACCAAAAAAUCAGAGGGAGUUAAAAGAGUUUUUGGGUUUAUCAGGAUUUUACAGAAAAUUUAUUCCAAAUUACAGUCAGAUAGCAAAAUCAUUGACUUCCUUAUUAAAAAAGGAUGUACUAUUUUUAUGGGACGACAUGUGUCAAAAAGCAUUAAGUACAUUGAAAAUAAUACUGACGAUCGAACCAAUACUACAAUAUCCAAAUGUUGAGAAAUGUUUAUUUUAACUUGUGAUGCAUCAGGCCAAGCCAUUGGUUCGGUACUGUCACAAAUAAGUGUUAGAAGGGAUCGUCCUAUUGCUUAUGCGUCGUGGGUAUUAAAUGCCUCAGAACAAUGGUAUAGUACUACAGAAAGGGAGUGUUUAGCAAUAGGGUGGAGCGUGAAACAUGUUCAUCUUUAUUUAUGGCGUAAGAAAUUUAAAAUAUUAACCGACCAUAAACCACUUACGUGGUUAUUUAAUGUCAAAGACCCAGGGUCACGGUUAAUUCGUUGGAGAUUAAAAUUGGAAAUAUAUGAAUACGAAAUAGUGUAUAAAAAAUGAACAGAAAACCAAAAUGCCGAUGCCUUAAGUAGAAUAAUGGUAGCAAAUAGUGAUAUGGAAAUAACUUAUGAAAAUUUUAAUUGAAAGUUAGUUACUAAAAAAAUCGCGAACAAAAAUGUAGAAGAGGUACAGGGGACACUAUUGGAAGCAAAUGAAGAUUAUCACGUGGGUUUACCGGUGACAAAGGACUUUUCUAUUAGAGGGAAAUUAGCAAUGUAAUUGUUAUUUUGGCAAAGGUUUUGAUAUUCACAAAGAAAAAGAGAAAAUACACGAAAUAGGUCAAGUUAUAAAAAUAAGUAGUGAACCAGACAGAGAAAUAUUUUUAUUUAUUAUUUUAGAAAAAUAUCCAGUGGUACCGUCUUAUGAACAAUUAUUUGAAAUAUUGUUAAAAGUAAAAACAUUUUUUAUUGAACACGGUAUAGAGAAAUUAGCGAUUUCUUGGAUAGAUUACGAGACAUGUAAUUUAAAUUUCGAAAUAGUAACGUUUAUGAUAAAAAUGAUUUUUCAAGAUGUAUUUAUAAAAAUACAAUUUUUUUUUAGAUAAUACAAAUUAUAACCAAACAUUUCCGGAGGGGAAAUUACAGGUUAUUCAAGAAUUUCAUGAGAAUAAAUUGGCUAGACAUCUAGGAGUUACCCGUACAGUAAAACGGAUAAAAUUAAAUUUUAACUGGAAAGGAUUAAAAAAGGACGUAAAUAAAUAUAUAAGGUGUUGCGAAAAAUGUCAAAAGAGUAAGAAGAGUAAUUGGAGUAUAAAACAACCUUUAACAAUUACAUAAACAGCAAUCAGGUCAUUUGAGAAAUUAUUUAUGGACAUAAUGGGAUCAUUACUAAAGACUGAAAGUGGGAAAGAAUAUCUUAUGACAGUGCAAGAUGACCUAACAAAUUUUAGUUUGGCGGUGCCUUUAUAGGCAACCGACGCAAAUACGGUAGCUAAAAACUUUGUAGAACAUAUUAUAUAUAUAUAUCUAUGGGACACUAAAUGCCAUAUUAACAGACCAAGGGCAAAAUUUUAUAAGCAAAGUAUUCACGAAUACGUGUAAACUAUUGCAAAUAAAAAAAUUAAACAUCAAUGCUUAUCACCCGGAAAGCAAUGGGGCAUUGAAAAAGUCACAUAAAACGCUAAGGAAUAUUUAAGAAAUUUUGUAAACAAUAAAUUAAAUAAUUAGGACACAUUAAUACCGUACGCGAUGUAUACAUAUAAUACAUCCGUGCAUACAAGCACAAACUAUACGCCGUUUGAAUUAAUUUUCGGGUACGCGCCGAAAAUCCCGAGUUCUUUUUUAAAGCCAAUUGAACCACAAUAUAAUUACGACGACUAUUCGUUUAUGAUAAAGAGACGUAUGCAGGAGUGUCAUGAGGUGACACGUAAAGCGAUAAUACUAAACAAAAGUAUAAGUAAGAAGGAAUAUGAAAGGACAGCUAAUUCAAUAUGUAAAGAAUCAUGUAAAAAAGUGUUAUUAAAAAAUAAUAAAGUACAAAAUAAAUUAGCACCCAAAUGGGACGGGCCAUAUGAGGUAAUUCAGUGGCAUAACAAUGAGAAUGUAAUGAUACAGAAAAACAAUAAGGCAAUACGUGUUCACAUUAAUAAUGUGAAAGCGUUUAAUGAAUAAAUAAUGAAUUAGAAUUGUUAUUUUUUGUUUUAUUUAUUUUUUUUUUUAGGAUAGUAUGGCCAACUGCAUUAAUAUUGGGUAUGGUGCUGGCGGAUAA
This is a messenger RNA of Cinara cedri, 31644 nucleotides long. NCBI's taxonomy places the organism in Eukaryota, Metazoa, Arthropoda, Insecta, Hemiptera, Aphididae. The record is from the annotation of a GenBank genome assembly.